AGUACAUCUGCUGCUCCACGGCCGGGUCUUGCAUCGAUCUCGACGAGACACACACUCUCUCGAGCGCAUCGCAUCGCAUCGAGAGCGGCACUGCAUUUGCAGUGACACAAGGCGAAGUACAGCAAGCACGAGCGAGUACUUGAGUGCUCGAGCCAAUCCAUCCACCAACCAACAACCCAUCACACGACCCCCGCAAUGUCCGACGCAGACAGCGAGAAGGGCCGCGUGCCGCACCCCGAGGAAGACCUCAGCCGCAAGGUCUACCCGGCGGGCUUUGUCGGCACAGCGUACCGCACGAUGGACUUUCUCGUCGAGCACGGCGUCGAGGAGCGCGGCAUCCAGCCGCGGCCCGAGGAUGACCGCGAGAAGCUCACGACGUGGUCUUAUAUCCAGCAGUAUGUCUUCUGGUCGGCGCUCAACACGAACAUUUUGUCGUUCUCCGAGGGCAUGCUCGGCCCGUCCCUCUUCGGGCUCGACUUCAAGACGACCGUCCUCGUCGUCGUGCUGUUCAACAUCGUCAUGUGUGCCCCGCCUGCGUGGCUCGCGACCAACGGCCCGCGCACGGGCAUGCGCCAGAUGGUGCAGGCGCGCUACGGGAUGGGCUUUGUGCCCGCCAUGGUCAUCUCGUUGGCCAACUGCAUGACCCUGCUCGGGUACUUGAGCCUGACGACGAUUCUCGGCGGGCAGUGCCUUUCGCUCGCGAGCGACUCGAGCAUGAGCUGGACGGUUGGCAUUGUGGUGGUUGCCUUGAUUGGUGUCUUCCUCUCGUUCAUCGGCCUCCGCGCCCUCCACUACCUCUCCCUCACGUCCCUCCCCGUCGUGUUCCUCCUCUACGUCGUCCUCCUCGGCGUCACCGGCUCCAAGCUCCACCUCGUCAACAGCGAGGUCGCCAAGGCCGCGACAAAGGUCACGGCGUCGGGCGUGCUCGGGUUCGGCGCGAGCCAGGUCGGCUUCUCGGUGUCGUAUGCUGGUAUUGCGAGCGACUUUACAACCCUCCUCCCACCCAAGACCCCCCGCCUGCCCCUCUUCCUCGCCGUCUACGCUGGCCUCUUCUUCCCCAUUGUCCUCAUCCAGCUCUUCGGCGCGGCCCUCAUGCUCGUCGCGUACAACAUUCCCCGCUGGGAGGCUGCCGCCGGCGUCGCGGCCCCCAACCUCCUGUUCACCGUCACGGGCGAGAGCCACGCCGCGCGCUUCGUCAUGGUCCUCUUCUCGCUCAGUGUGGUCGCCAACGUCGCGCCCACCAUCUACUCGUGCGGCCUCAGCGGCCAGGUCGUGCUCCCCUUCCUCACCCGCGUGCCGCGCUACUUCCUCGCCAUUCUCGUGAUCGCUAUCGUGCUCCCCGUGGCCAUCAUCGGCUCGACCCACUUCGUCGACGUGCUCUCCAACUUCCUCGCAGUUCUCGGCUACUGGACAGCCCUGUACCUCCCUCCGGCUAUCCUCGAGCCGCUCCUCUUCCGCAACCCCGUCAACACGACGACGUUCCCAGUUGAGAUUUGGAACAAAAUCGGCAAGCUUCCGAUUGGCCUCGCCUUCAUUGCCAGCUCGUGUGCCGGAAUCCCCCUUGCGGCUGCUGGAAUGUCGCAGACGUGGUGGAAUGGCUGGAUUGCGCGCAAGAUUCCGGGCGGAGAUGGCGACCUCGGCUUUGAGCUGACCUUUGCCGUCGUGACCCUCGUGUUUGUUCCCCUCCGAUACCUCGAGCGCAAGUACACUGGCAGGUAAUUGAUACAGGCGUUUAUAAUGCACUAUGGAUCUUGAGUGAUCAGGGUAGA
Molecule: messenger RNA, 1769 nt
Organism: Vanrija pseudolonga
Lineage: Eukaryota; Fungi; Basidiomycota; Tremellomycetes; Trichosporonales; Trichosporonaceae
Gene: FCY22
Product: Purine-cytosine permease FCY22
Exons: 7
Coding region: 196-1719 (507 amino acids)
Biological process (GO): transmembrane transport
Cellular component (GO): plasma membrane
Molecular function (GO): transmembrane transporter activity
Source: RefSeq, a predicted model, not a curated record